This is a messenger RNA of Callithrix jacchus (white-tufted-ear marmoset), 9952 nucleotides long. It is a transcript of the gene SLC25A18, whose product is annotated as solute carrier family 25 member 18. Gene Ontology annotation, biological process: aspartate transmembrane transport; L-glutamate transmembrane transport; malate-aspartate shuttle. NCBI's taxonomy places the organism in Eukaryota, Metazoa, Chordata, Mammalia, Primates, Cebidae. The record is from RefSeq and is a predicted model, not a curated record. Gene Ontology annotation, molecular function: L-glutamate transmembrane transporter activity; L-aspartate transmembrane transporter activity.
GCGGGAUAAACAGAAAGCAUAUUCCUGCAGGGAGGGUGCCUCCCGGGACCCUUAAAUAGCCAGUUAUCCGCAGUGAGGAAAGUGCAUGAGACCAAGAAGCAGGGAUUUGCUUCUGGUGCCAAAUGUCUUGCAGAAGUGUGUGUACCGCAUUGAUUUUCAGUGUUUGUCCUCUGCCCUGGCUUCCAGGUCUCUAAGUGGGCGCUCGGCAGCGAUCUGCACUACAUCCCGGGUUCCAGAAGAGGCGGAGGUUCUUACGUAAAGCAGGGGAGGAAGCUGCAGCCCAGGGAGGUCGUGACUUGCCAGGAAGGCGGCUCGAGCCAGGCUGCGCUCAAAACCCGCGUGUCCCGGGAUCCUCAGCCCCUGCAGAAUGACCCACCAGGAUCUGAGCAUCACAGCCAAACUCAUCAACGGAGGCGUGGCAGGGCUCGUGGGGGUGACCUGCGUGUUUCCCGCCGACCUGGCCAAGACUCGGCUGCAGAAUCAGCAUGGAAAAGCCAUGUACAAAGGAAUGAUCGACUGCCUGAUGAAGACGGCGCGGGCGGAGGGCUUCUUCGGCAUGUACCGAGGGGCUGCAGUGAACCUCACUCUGGUCACUCCAGAGAAGGCCAUCAAGCUGGCGGCCAAUGACUUCUUCCGGCAGCUGCUCAUGGAAGAUGGGAUGCAGCGGAACCUGAAGAUGGAGAUGCUCGCCGGGUGUGGCGCUGGGAUAUGCCAGGUGGUGGUUACCUGUCCCAUGGAAAUGCUCAAGAUUCAGCUGCAGGAUGCUGGACGCUUGGCCGCCCAUCAUCAGGGCCCAGCCUCAGUGCCCUCCUCCUCCAGGUCCUACACAACUGGUCCGGCUUCCACCCACAAGCGCCCCUCUGCCGCCCUCAUUGCCUGGGAGCUGCUCCGCACGCAGGGCCUGGCGGGGCUCUACAGGGGCCUGGGUGCCACUCUCCUCAGGGACAUUCCCUUCUCCAUCAUCUACUUCCCGCUGUUUGCCAACCUUAACAACCUGGGGUUCAACGAGCUCGCCGGUAAGGCGUCCUUUGCACAUUCCUUCGCGUCAGGCUGUGUGGCAGGUUCCGUAGCUGCGGUCGCAGUGACGCCUCUGGAUGUUCUGAAAACGCGAAUCCAAACCCUCAAGAAAGGCCUGGGUGAGGACAUGUACAGCGGGAUCACUGAUUGUGCCAGGAAACUCUGGAUUCAGGAGGGACCAUCUGCCUUCAUGAAAGGCGCCGGCUGCCGGGCGCUGGUCAUAGCACCCCUCUUUGGGAUUGCUCAAGGGGUCUAUUUCAUUGGGAUUGGAGAGCGCAUCUUAAAGUGUUUUGAGUAGACAGAGCUGGUGCUCAAGUCCCUGCACUCGCGGCCCUCUCUCUAGCCUUUUACUUAGCCUAGAGGGGACAAGGGCAGGCGAGGCCACCCUGGCCUGUCUUGUCCUCUAUGCUGUACACUGUAGUGCUACCUCAAUCUCGGGAGACAGCCCUACUGUAACAGCACGUUGAGCACAGCCUUCUUCUCUGGGGGCUUUCAGAAGCCCCCACCACCUACUUUAACAAGAAUAGUACUUGCUUUAGUUGUAUUAAGUGCAGGACUUGAACAGGUUGUCAAGAUAGAAGGGUUGUUUCUAUGAUUUAGCAUUUGUUUCUUCUGUUUCACAAACUCGGCAUUGUUGAGUCAUUGAGGAUGUCGCUGUUAAUCUUGAAUUCCGUAACUUACGAUGAGCCCUAGCACUGAUUUUGAGGAAGAGGAGGAUCACAAGUGCAGGAGACCAUGAAAAACCUCGAAGUCGGCAUCCGGUUUGAGACCAGGCACCCUUUCAAAUCCUCGGAUGGCCGAGGGCUGAGGCUGGCUCCGACUGAGCAGCCCGGCCUGUCCCCCAGAGCCCAGGCUCUCGAAGACGCCCGUCCUUUCCACAGAACAGUGUUUGAAGUAAAGGUGAACGGUGAGAUCGCAUCUGUGAAUCAGCGCGCACAGCAGACAGGCUGCAGUGAAUGGUGUCGCUGUCUACUUUCCUGUAUCCAUUUCAAAGCCAAAUGUUAAAAGGCGUGGAGGGAGGUGUUACUUCCGGGUGUGGAGGAACGCAGCCAUAGGGUUGAUUGUGAGCGGCACUAACCCCUUCCUGAGCGCACCACCUGAGGAACUGAGUGUGCCGGGAGAGCUCCUCCCCACAGGCCGCUCCGGGAGAAGUAAGGUCGCACCACUGGGGCCAGUCCUGAGCGGCGAGCACCUGCGGCAGGAGGUGUUUGUGUACAUUAGUCCCCACCUGCUGUGAAACGUGGGCUAAUGAGGACAAGGACGGUACUAACGGGUCGGCCGUGGGGAUGUCACUGUUACAAGAACCGCAGCUGAGUUGGAGUCCCAGCUCCACCAUGUACUAGCCGCAAGGCCCUGGGCAGCUCUAGUCAUCGCCUGUGGAAGACAAAGGAUCUGGGCCCUGCACACAGCGACUGGCUCCAAAGUAACCUGGUUUUCCUCACAGGGGCAACACUAAUAACACCAUUUCCUUGCUGAAGUGGUAGAGCCCUUCCAGAGGCCAGGUCACACUGGAGAGCGUGCGGGGGGUGGGGCUGGGGCGUGUGGGAGAUCACAAGGCCUGGAAGGAACGCUCCCGGGUAAUGGGCUGGGAACACCGGCAAGAGCCGGGGGAUACCCCGAGGAUCCAGGUGCUGACAGCUGUCACCAUCCAGUGCCACGGGGGAUAUGGAAAAUACUUCUUUUCUAGGUGCCUCAGUAAAAAUUUAACUCUCUCUAACUCUAAACUUACAGUGCCUGACACUAGAAAUCACAUUAAUUCCACAUAACUCUUUUAAUAAAUAAAGCACAUCCAUGGCUUAGAUUCUGAAUCACAUUUACAGAAGAGGGAAAACUUGGAGACCUAAACAGGGAACAGUGAAGGACUACUGGAAGAAGUGGUGUGCCACAUGCGCCUUAAGCCUCAAGAGUGGGGAAUGCAGGGCCGAGAACGCCAAACACGUCACCUCUGCGCCAGAGGAGAACGGAGACCCAGGAAGCCCAUGCAGCCACCACCCGGCCCUCCCCUAGUGCGCUGAACCAGCCGGACGCUGUGUUCCUUUCAGAUGAACUGGAGAUGGGUCUUGAUCAUAUUACAUGAAGCUUUCUGCCACUGAACAAUUAGGCAAGGCAUUAGUGACAGACAGAGGGGCAUCACUGAUAAAUACAGAGCAGCACUGGGGCAGUAAAGAAGCUACAGAGACACCGUGUUUCUUCAAACAUCAGAAGCUUCCAUGUCACAGCAGGAGAGCCGAGGAUGAGCUCCACCUCCCAGAGGCUUAGUCCAAAAACUUCCUGUUGGCAUUGGCCCCAAACAAGGCUCCCCGGACUUCUGGCAUCAUCUGUGGAGAGUGUAAUAAACACGUAACGUCAGCUGAGCAGGUUGUAGAGCACGGUGCAUCUUAACCACAGGAGGAAAGCCACGAACCUCUGCAUGGCCGGGAAGGCCUCACGAAGCCAUGCACACCACAGCCGCUCUUUCCUUCCCGAAGCACGGUCACACACUCUUUGGUGAGAAACUUAACUCAUCCCAAAUCUGGGGUUCAGACUGCUUACAAAAGGGACACAUUUAAAAUAAAAAACCUAGCCAGGCACGGUGGCUCACACCUGUAAUCCCAGCACUUUGGGAGGCCGAGGCAGACGGAUCACAAGGUCAGGGGUUCAAGACCAGCCUGGACAACAUGGUGAAACGCUCUCUACUAAAAAUACAAAAAUUAGCCAGGCGUGAUGGCGGACGCCAGUAAUCCCAGCUCCUUGGGAGGCUAAGAAUCGCCUGAACCUGGGAGGUGGAGCUUGCAGUGAGCCAAGACUGCGCCAUUGCACUCUCCAGUCUUGGCGACAGAGCGAGCCUCCAUCUCAAAAAUAAUAAAGAAAUAAAAAAAAUAAAUAAAAAGCCUAAAGUCAUUACUAUCUCAGGCUUAACUCAAAAUCAUCUCAGCACAAUAUCCUGGUUCACCUACACUCUCUUCAACACACACUUACUGAGCGCCGCCUAUGGCCAGCACAGAACACUUCCGAUGCCGGUUUGGGCUGAAGCACUUGUUGCAGCCACUGAUGAAUCCUCAGGAGAAUUGCACCCUGGACGCCUAAGGCUCUGCGGUCAACGGGGCAGCCCUAGCAACAGGUGGUGAUUGUGUGCUGAGAAACGGAAUUUUUUGGUUUAAUUAAGUAUCCAUAAGUGGGUAGUGGCUAUGAUACUGGAUGGGACAGUGGCUACCAGGAGACACUGCUCCGAGGUUUAAGUUACCAGAAUAUGAAAAAAAUCAAGGUGAAAGGGCUUUAGUUGUAAGAGAAAUACCUGCAUAAACAGCAAACGGCACAUCUAGGCAGGGAAUAACUAGGUUGGCAGCCACAGCAACGGACUACCACUAGAAUCUAGAGGCCGCCCAGCAUUUUAGAACGAGUGGAGGUUUCCUGGCUCGUUUCCUAGAGUUCAUCUGUACAAAUCUGGAAAUAUCUGAAAAGCCAGCAACUUUAUGAUGAUUCCUUUAAACAAGUGUUUCCAGCUGGGCAGGGUGGCUCACGCUGUAAUCCCAGCACCUUGGGAGGCUGAGGAGGCUGCAUCACCUGGGGUCAGGAGUUUGAGACCAGCCCGGCCAACAUGGUGAAACUCCGUCUCUAUUAAAAAUACAAAAUGAGCCGGGCGUGGUGGCACGCGCCUGUAAUCCCAGCUAUCCCAGAGGCUGAGGCAGAAGAAUCACCCGAACCCAGUAGGAGGAGGAUGCAGUGAGCCGAGAUCACGCCAUUGCACUCCAGCCUGGGCAAAAAGGAACAAAACGGAUCCAGCCAAACUAAGCGUCACCAGCGAAGGAGAAAUAAAAUCCUUUACAAACAAGCAAUUACGUUCACCAGGCCUGCUUUACAAGAGCUCCCGAAAGCAGCACUGAACAGAAAGGAACAACCAGUACCAGCCACUCCAAACACACACCAAAUGGUAAAGAGCAUUGACACAAUGAAGAAGCGGCAUCAACUAACGGGCAAAACAGCCAGCUAGUCUCAAAACGGCAGGAUCAAAUUCACACGUAACAAUAUUAACCCUAGGCCGGGCGCGAUGGCUCACGCCUGUAAUCCCAGCACUUUGGGAGGCUGAGGCAGGUGGAUCACGAGCUCGGCAGAACGAGACCAUCCUGGUCAACAUGGUGAAACCCUGUCUCUACUAAAAAUUACAAAAAAUUAGCUGGGCAUGGUGGCGUGUGCCUGUAAUCCCAGCUACUCAGGAGGCUGAGGCAGGAGAAUUGCCUGCAGGGGGCGGAGGCUGCGGUGAGCUGAGAUCGCGCCAUUGCACUCCAGCCUGGGUAACAAGAGCUAAACUCCAUCUCAAAAAAAAAAAAAAACAAAAAAACCCUAACCCUAAUAUUAACCCUAAAUGUAAAUGGGCUAAAUGCCCCAAUCAAAAGACACAGACUGGCAAAUCGGAUAAAAAGCCAAAACCCAUCGGUGUGCUGUAUCCAGGAAACCCAUCUCACAUGCAAAGAUACACAAAGGCUCAGAAUAAAGGGAUGGAGGAAGAUUUACCAAGCAAAUGGAGAGCAAAAAAAAGCAGGAGUUGCAAUUCCCGUCUCUGAUAAAAUAGACUUUAAACCAACAAAGAUCAAAAGAGACAAAGAAGGACAUUACAUAAUGGUAAAAGGAUCAAUGCAACAAGAGAGCUAAGGAUCCUAAAUAUAUAUAUGCACCCAAUACAGGAGCAGCCAGAUAUAUAAGGCAAGUUCUUAAUGACUUACAAAGAGACUUAGACUCCCACACAAUAAUACUGGGAGACUUUAACACCCCAUUGUCAAUAUUAGACAGAUUAACGAGACAGAAAAUCAACAAGGAUAUCCAGGACUUGAACUCAGACCUGGAACAAGCAAACCUGAUAGACAUUUAUGGAACUCUCCACCCCAAAUCCACAGAAUAUACCUUCUUCUCAGCACCACAUCACACCUACUCUAAAACUGACCACAUAAUUGGAAGUAAGUCACUCCUCAGCAAAUGCAAAACAACUGAAAUCAUAACAAACAAUCUCUCAGACCACAGUGCAAUCAAAUUAGAACUCAGAAAUCAGAAACUACCAGAACCACACAGCUUCAUGGAAACUGAACAACUGGCUCUUGAAUGUUGACUGGAUAAAUAAUGAAAUGAAGGCAGAAAUAAAGAUGUUCUUCAAAACCAAUGAGAACGAAGACACAACAUACCAGAAUCUCUGGGACACAUUUAAAGCAGUGUCUAGAGGAAAAUUUAUAGCAAUAAAUGCCCACAUGAGAAGCAAGGAGAGAUCUAAAAUUGACACCCUAUCAUCAAAAUUGAAAGAGUUAGAGAAGCAAGAUCAAAAAAACUCAAAACCUAGCAGAAGACAAGAAAUAACUAAGAUCAGAGCAGAACUGAAGGAGAUAGAGACAUAAAAAACCUUUCAAAAAAUCAAUAAAUCCAGGAGCUGGUUUUUCAAAAAGAUCAACAAAAUAGACCACUAGCCAGAUUAAUAAAAAAGAAAAGAGAGAAGAAUCAAAUAAAUGUAAGAAAAAACGAUAAAGGGGAAAUCACCACAGAUUCCACAGAAAUACAAACCAUCAUCAGAGAUUAUUACAAACAACUCUAUGCACAUAAACCAGUAAACCUGGAAGAAAUGGAUAAAUUCCUGGACACUUGCACCCUCCCAAGCCUAAACCAGGAAGAAGUCCAAACCCAGAAUAGACCAAUAACAAGGGCUGAAGUUGAGGCAGCAAUUAAGAGCCUACUACACAAAAAAAGCCCAGGCCCAGAUGGGUUCACAGCUGAAUUCUACCAGACAUACAAAGAGGAGCUGGUACCACUCCUGAAAGUAUUCCAAACAAUACAAAGACAGGGAAUCCUUCCCAAAUCAUUUUAUGAUACUAACAUCAUCCUGAUCCCAAAACCUUGUUGAGGCAGAGACUCAACAAGAAAAGAAAACUUCAGGCCAAUAUCCAUGAUGAACAUAGACGCAAAAAUCUUCAAUAAAAUAUUGGCAAACCAAUUGCAAGAGCAAAUCAAAAAACUUAUCCACCAUGAUCAAGUAGGAUUCAUCCCGGGGAUGCAAAGCUGGUUCAACAUACACAAGUCUAUAAACAUAAUUCACCACAUAAACCGAACAAAAAACAAAAACCACAUGAUUAUCUCAUUUGACGCAGAGAAGGCCUUUGACAAAAUUCAAUAGCCCUUUAUGCUAAAAACCCUCAAUAAACUCGGUAUCGAUGGAACAUAUCUCAAAAUAAUAAAAGCUAUUUACAACAAACCAACAGGCAAUAUCAUACUGAAUGGGCAAAAACUGGAAGCAUUCCCUUUGAAAUCUGGCACUAGACAAGGAUGCCCUCUGUCACCACUCCUAUUCAAUAUAGUUCUGGAAGUUCUAGCCAGAGCAAUCAGACAAGAAAAAGAAAUAAAGGGUAUUCAAUUAGGAAAGGUGGAAGUCAAGUUGUCACUAUUUGCAGACAACAUGAUUGUAUAUUUAGAAGACCCCAUUGUCUCACAGAAAAUCUCCUGAAACUGAUAAGCAACUUCAGCAAAGUCUCAGGAUACAAAAUCAAUGUGCAAAAAUCACAAGCAUUCCUCUACACCAAUAACAGACUUAAAGAGAGCCAAAUCAAGAACAAACUGCCAUUCACAAUUGCUACAAAGAGAAUAAAAUACCUAGGAAUACAACUGACAAGGAACGUAAGGGACCUCUUCAAGGAGAACCACAAACCACUUCUCAACGAAAUAAGAGAGGACACAAACAGAUGGAGAAACAUUCCAUGCUCAUGAUUAGGAAGAAUCAAGAUCAUGAAAAUGACCACACUGCCCAAAGUAAUUUACAGAUUCAACGCUAUCCCCAUCAAGCUACCAAUGACCUUCUUCACAGAACUGGAAAAAAACACCUUAAUCUUCAUACGGAACCAAAAGAGAGCCCACACAGCCAAAUCAAUUCUAAGCAAAAAGAACAAAGCUGGAGGCAUUGCACUAUCGGACUUCAAACUAUACUACAAGGCUACAGUAAUCAAAACAGCAGGGGCCGGGCGAGGUGGCUCAAACCUGUAAUCCCAGCACUUUGGGAGGCCGAGAUGGGUGGAUCAUGAGGUCAAAAGAUCGAGACCAUCCUGGUCAACAUGGUGAAACCCUGUCUCUACUAAAAAUACAAAAAUUAGCUGGGCAUGGUGGCACGUGCCUGUAAUCCCAUCUGCUCAGGAGGCUGAGGCAGGAGAAUUGCCUGAGCCCAGGAGGCGGAGGUUGCAGUGAGCUGAGAUUGCGCCAUUGCACUCCAGCCUGGGUUAACAAGAACGAAACUCCGUCUCAAAAAAAACAAAAAAAACAGCACGGUACUGGUACCAAAACAGAUAUAGACCAAUGGAACAGAACAGAGGCCUCGGAGGCAAUGCCACACAUCUACAACCAUCUGAUCUUUGACAAACCUCACAAAAACAAGCAAUGGGAAAGCAUUCCCUGUUUAAUAAAUGGUGUCAGGAAAGCUGGCUAGCCAUGUGCAGAAGGCAGAAACAGGACCCCUUCCUGACACCUUACACUAAAAUUAACUCCAGAUGGAUUAAAGACUUAAAUAUAAGACCUAACCAUAAAAACCCUAGAAGAAAAUCUAGGCAAAACUGUUCAGGACAUAGGAGUAGGCAAGGACUUCAUGACCAAAACACCAAAAGCAUUGGCAGCAAAAGCCAAAAUAGACAAAUGGGACCUAAUCAAACUCCACAGCUUCUGCAGAGCAAAAGAAACAGUCAUUAAGAGUCAAUUGGCAACCAACAGAAUGGGAAAAAUUUUUGCAAUCUACCCAUCUGACAAAGGGCUGAUAUCCAGAAUCUACAAAGAACUAAAACAGAUUUACAAGAAAAACAACAAACAAGCCCAUUCAAAAGUGGGCGAAAGAUAUCAACAGACACUUUACAAAAGAAGACAUACAUGAGGCCAACAAACAUAUGAAAAAAUUCUCAUCAUCACUGGUCAUUAGAGAAAUGCAAAUCAAAACUACAUUGAGAUACCAUCUCACGCCAGUUAGAAUGGCGAUCAUUAAAAAAUCUGGAGACAACAGAUGCUGGAGAGGAUGUGGAGAAAUAGGAACACUUUUACACUGCUGGUGGGAGUGUAAAUUAGUUCAACCAUUGUGGAAGACAAUGUGGCGAUUCCUCAAGGACCUAGAAAUAGAAAUUCCAUUUGACCCAGCAAUCCCAUUACUGGGUAUAUAUCCAAAGGAUUAUAAAUCGUUCUACUAUAAGGACACAUGCACACGAAUGUUCAUUGCACUGUUUAUAAUAGCAGACCUGGACCAACAUAAAUGCCCAUCGAUGAUAGACUGGACAGGGAAAAUGUGGCAUAUAUACACUAUGGAAUACUACGCAGCCAUAAAAAACGAUGGAUUUGUGUCCUUUGUAGGGACAUGAUGAAACUGGAAACCAUCAUUCUCAGCAAACUGACACAAGAACAGAAAAUCAAACACCACAUGUUUUCACUCAUAGGCGAGUGUUGAACAACGAGAACACAUGGACACAAGGAGGGGAGCAUCACACACUGGGGUCUAUCGGGGGGAAAUAGGGGAGGGACAGCGGGGGGUGGGGAGCUGGGGAGAGACAGCAUGGCGAGAAAUGCCAGAUAUAGGUGAUGGGGAGGAAGGCAGCAAAUCACACUGCUAUGUAUGUACCUAUGCAACAAUCUUGCAUGUUCUUCACAUGUACCCCAAAACCUAAGAUACAACAACAAAAAAGGAACGAAACUCUGUCUCAAAAAAAUGAAACAAAAAAAAAACAAUUAUUUCCUUUAGUUCCCAUCAUUCAUAUUAGAUAAAGAACUUGUCGGCACCUUAUAUGUAGUAAAAUGUACACAUCUGAAUCCUAGGUCAACAAAACCCUUACUCUGACCCCAAAUUUGCCCUCAUGUAAACGUUACCACCUUAGCAAAUGCUACAUCAUGCCCAAUUCUCAUUCUUUUUGAGAAAAUGUCCAAAAAUGUGGAAAGACAGUAAUAAACCCCAAAUACCAGCGAA